Molecule: messenger RNA, 2701 nt
Organism: Castor canadensis (American beaver)
Lineage: Eukaryota; Metazoa; Chordata; Mammalia; Rodentia; Castoridae
Gene: Sharpin
Product: SHANK associated RH domain interactor
Biological process (GO): protein linear polyubiquitination; positive regulation of canonical NF-kappaB signal transduction; proteasome-mediated ubiquitin-dependent protein catabolic process
Cellular component (GO): LUBAC complex
Molecular function (GO): ubiquitin-protein transferase activity; ubiquitin binding
Source: RefSeq, a predicted model, not a curated record
GCCUCCGGAGAUCGACCGGGUCCCCCAAGCGGCGCUGGCAGACGUAGAGCGCCCUGUGGGGCGUAGCGGAGUUACGGUUGCUUUUUGUCAGUGAGAUGGCGUGAACUCGGCACCCCGGAACGAUCCGGAUCUGUGUGCCUCUCCAGCGGCGUUGGGGGGUGGGGCAUACUCCUCUGCCGGGCUGCAGUCUCCGCCCUCCCGAUCCUUCGAGGCGCCUGCCUCUCAAUUGUGCCCGGUGUUUCGAACCCUUACACUUUGCCCUCGAGGCCCCCCUCAAACGUGACCGGCCGCGCCGGUCUGUGUCCGCAGACCCUCGGGCGGUGUCCAUCCCUGGGCCCAGCGGGUGGACCAGGCUCGGCCAGGCAGCUGCCCUGGGUUCUUCCUGGGCUCCGACACUCUGGCUGCACCCGGAACCCAGGCUCGCGGUCCCGAUUUCUGGCCGGAAGCGCUCAGCUGCCCAACCUCACGGAAGCGCGCUCUCCGGCAGUGCACGACCGCACCGGACCGUAGAUGGCGCCGCCGGCAGGCGGUGCAGCGGCGGCUGCGGACUCGAGCUCGGCCGCGGUGCUCCUGGCUGUGCACGCCGCGGUGAGGCCGCUGGGCGCAGGGCCGGAAGCCGAGGCGCAGCUGCGGAGGCUGCAGCUGAGCACCGACCCUGAGCGGCCCGGGCGCUUCCGGCUGGAGCUGCUGGGCUCCGGGCCCGGGGCGGUCAGUUUGGAGUGGCCCUUGGAAUCGGUUUCCUACACCAUUCGCGGCCCCAGCCAGCAUGAGCUACAGCCUCCACCAGGCGGGCCCGGAACCCUCAGCCUGCACUUCCUCAACUCUCAGGAAGCUCAGCGGUGGGCAGCCCUGUUGCGAGAUGCCACCGCGGAAGGACAGAAUGGCAGUGACAGCCCAGCCCAAGCCUUGGGCACAGAAACAUGCCCUGUGUCCCUGCCCAGUCCCCCUGUGGCCCCAAUACCCAAAGUACCCCAACCUGAAGUGGAUCUUCCCCAGAGCCCUGGAGACAUGAUGGAGAAAGAAGAGCUGGCUCGGCACCUGGCCCAGGCAAUUGCAGGUGGGGAUGAGGAAGGAGCAGCUCAAGUGGCAGCAGUCCUGGCCCAGCAUCAUGUAGCUCUCAGUGUCCAGCUCCUGGAGGCCUGCUUCCCACCUGGUCCCAUCAGGCUGCAGGUCACAGUUGAAGAUGCCACUUCUGCUGUGUCCUCUGCAUCCUCCGCCCACAUCUCACUCCAGAUCCACCCCCACUGCACCAUCGCAGCCCUCCAGGAGCAGGUGUUUGCGGAGUUUGGUUUCCCACCAGCUGUGCAGCGCUGGGUCAUCGGGAGAUGCCUGUGUGUGCCUGAACGAAGCCUUGCUUCCUAUGGGGUCCGGCAGAGUGGUGACCCUGCUUUUCUCUACCUGCUGUCAGCCCCCCGUGAAAUCCCAGGACACAGCCCUCAACACCCCCAGAAGAUGGAUGGGCAACUAGGACGCUUGUUUCCCCUGCCAUUGGGACUGCCCCAUGCCCCCAAGCCAGUGAAUUCCAGCCUCCCCAGUCCUCUUCAGCCUGGCUGGCCCUGUCCUUCUUGUACCUUCAUCAAUGCCCUAAGCCGUCCUGGCUGUGAGAUGUGUAGCACCCAGAGGCCUUGCGCUUGGGACCCUCUUCCUACAGUCUCCACCUAGCAACCACCAAAGGUUACAGAGAGUGCAGCUCCUCCCUCAUAUACCAAAGUCCCUGGACCACCUCCUGCACUUGUCAGACUCUGCUAGCUGCUGAGGAUAGAGCCACCAGGGUUAGGGGUAAGGGCUAUAAGCCAAUCAUUAAAGAUACUUAAGAACCAGCCCAGUGUCCCCUUCACUGUGUCUUGGUGUGGAGCUGCCCCAACCCAGCUACCAGGUCUGCUUGGACUGAGGAGGCAGGGCAAGGUCUGGUCCUCCUCAACAAGUGGGGCUCCCCUAGCCAGACUCAGGUGACUACUAAAGAGUGGACUUGAACUCCAAGUGGUCAUAGGAACAUGGUACCGGGACCUUUUCCUAGACUGCACAUCUAUAGGGACUCUCCAAGCUGCUGACCACUGGGCUGCAGCUGCUGGGUGCUCUACACAGCCCAGCUUUGUGAACCUUCUGCUGAUCCUCUCCCAGACUUUGGCCACCACUCCUCCCCACUGUUCCAGCCAGAGUAACACUAACUGUAGGAAUGGUUGUUUUCCUUCCCCUUUGGGACAACAGAAAGCUCAGGAAUUAGGAGCCCUGAGCCAAAUGUCCUACUGCUGAGAUUAUGCCUCCAUGACCCUCUUGUCACACCACACACAGCUGUCCUCGGGCACCAUGUUGCUUUUCAAUCUAGUCAAUUCCAGUUGUCUGGCCUGGACCCAUUACCCAGUUGCCCUGUGGACUGCUAGGUGUCAUUCCAUGGCAAAUUUUCUGAACACCUCUAUACAUGUGUCCAGCCAAGACCAGAGAGACAUUCCAGGUGCCCAGCCACUCAAAGACCAUCCCCUUGGUGAGGUGCAGCCAAGGGCUCCCUGGUGCCCUCAGGUUGAGGCAGAGUAGUUCAACACCCUGACUCUUGCUUCAUUCCAACAGUCCUUGGGCCUUUGGACCAUGGCCAACUUGGCCAAGCCCUUUUCACCUUGUGCCAGGACACACCCACCCUGCUGAGUGCUGCUGCCUCUAAGAGCCAGUUUUCUCCUUUCUUUCCCACACCCAGGACUGUCUGGAC